Schistocerca gregaria is the source of this 2098-nucleotide messenger RNA. Its product is annotated as COMM domain-containing protein 3-like. The record is from RefSeq and is a predicted model, not a curated record. Gene Ontology annotation, biological process: sodium ion transport. NCBI's taxonomy places the organism in Eukaryota, Metazoa, Arthropoda, Insecta, Orthoptera, Acrididae. The transcript has 3 exons. Bases 50 to 640 code for a protein of 196 amino acids.
GGUGCAAAAUUGCAAAUGUUAUCUAUGAUAAAGUGCGAAGCGGGCGGAAAUGGAGCUGUCAAAAGAAGUAGUGGAGUAUUUGAAAAUAGCGGGUGACAGUAGUAAAAUAUCGGAAGAAUGUUGUCAUCAUAUACUAUCUACAGCUGUUGCUAGUAUAUUAGGGAAGUCAGUUACCUCUCCUGUGUUGGAUGAGCUGUUGAACACUCAAUCUUCUAUAAAGGGUGCUUAUGGUGCUCUUUUAGUUUUGCUUGUGGAAGCUUCAAGGUUAAAUUUAACACCAGAUUCACUUGGAACUGCACUGCAGCAAGAGUACAGCUUUAAUGCUAAGCGAUGUAGUAGUGUAAUGCAAUGCUACAUUAACAAUAAAAACAAAAUAAGGGCUGCACUUAGUCACAUUGGACAGCAUCCUCCACAUGUUACUGAUGUCAGAUGGGAAAUGGAUUACUGUGUUAAGGUGAGCAGUCUGGAUCUUGUCCGUGAAGCCACUUAUAACAUACAACUUGAAGUUGAAAGAUGUCAGGGCAAAACACACACAGAGGAAAAUACAAUAACUUUCUCCUGUUCUGUGGGUGAGCUACAGAACUUGGUGUGGAAACUAAAAGAAGCAGUCAAACACUUGGAAAGAAUCUCUCUUAAAUAACUGUGUCCCUGAAGGACCAGUAACAAAAUAGACAUAAUCAUUUUUUCACACAGAUAGCUAUGUGUGCCACAACAGAUUAUUUCAUUUCUUCUGUAUAAGUUUUUUGUGGUGUAGUUCACAUAAAUCAUUAUCCUAUAAGUGUCUAUGUAUUUUCUGGAUGAUAGUCGUUUCACCCAUUGUAUCAAGAUGGUACCUGUUUUCAGUGUUGGGAAUGAUAAUACACAUGUUCUACCUCCAGAACUCUGUAUUUGUAAGUAACUUUUCUAAAUGGUGUGCAAGCAGGGAAGAUUUUGCAUUACAUGCCUCUAUUGUUGUUUUAGUAUGAAGGGAACUUUUUAAAUUGUACUGAUAGUUUCAAAGUAUGUAAUAUGAUUUUUAGCAUUCAGUUUCUGAUAAGUAUUAUUGUAAUAGAAGUUUUUCAACUGAUGGAAUGCUUCAUGACCAUAAAGUUAUAAAGCUGCUAUUAUUAUUAUUAUUAUUAUUAUUAUUAUUAUUAUUAUUAUUAUAUUUUGCAUAUUUCAUUACCAAGUAUUCUAUUUUAUAUUUGUGCUCAAUGUUGGAUUUAGUUUUUGUUAGAUGUUGUUAACCCACUUGCUGUAUUGAACUGGCUGCAAAAUAUAAAUGACGAGAAACAGUAAGAAGACUGAAUAAACAGUGUGAUAAUACACAGUAAAGUGUUGUCUGGAGAAUUUCUGUUGUUGCUUUAAUAAUUUGUGUUGAGUGCAAGAAAGUAUUACAGAUACAUGAAAACUGAGUACAUAUUGUUGAUGAAUACCCAGUUAAUAUUCAGAUUUUCGCCAAGAGUUAUAAUGUUACUAUGAAAACAUCUUUUAGAAUAAAUGUCUGGUUCCUAGUAGUUGAUUGAAAUUUUUUGAUGCACAUUCUGUUGUUUCUGAUGUGGGAAUUGGUCUCAUAAUGGAUUCUGAACCUCAUGUUGACUAACUAGUCAAUUUGCCAGAUACUGUGAUAAUUUAAUGUGGAACAUCCUUGUGAUCAGUGCAAAAGUGUUUUGUGCUAUGGGUGAGAUAGUAAACUUGAUACUAGUUGUUUACAUAAUUCUGAAUUGGCUUUGCAUUACUGCUGGCCAUUUUUUACCUUUUAUGCAGAUGUUGCCACAUUUCAUCUCAGCAGCAGUUUUCCCCUAUGCUGCUCAAAACUGCAUGCUAUAAUUGAAUGUGUUUCAACCACCCAAAAUGAAAGAUUUUUCUUCUGACCAUCAUGAGCUUAUCAUAUUCAGUUGUUUCCUUUAGUCAACUAUUAGAAGACACUUGUGUGAGAACAAAACGUAUUAACUCCUGUGUUACAAACUUAAACCUAUGAUCAUAUCGCUACAAUGUCAAGACAUUUUGGAUAAAUUUGUGUAAAAUUGUAUAUUUGGUAGAUUUUGUUCAUUCCACCUAUGAGGCGUGGCUGUAAAAUAAUGGGACUAUUGCUGUAAAAAAUUUUAUUUAAAAAACA